AUGCUGCUGGACGAGACUCCACUUUUUGAGCCCUCUCUGCUUCGGGAGCUAGACUGGAGCAGCAACACUGCCUCAUUCUCUCCCCCAAUCUCACCAUGCAAUCCAGGGGAAGGCCUGGUGCUGAGGCCACUCUGUAUGGCAGAUUUCAACAGAGGAUUUUUCAAGGUUUUAUCUCAGCUCACCAAGACAGGCGAUGUCACACCAGAGCAGUUCACUAAGAAUUUUGAGCACAUGAAGAAGACUGGAGAUUACUAUGUCGUCGUGGUGGAGGAUACAAAUCUGAGUCAGAUCGUGGCCACGGCAACACUGAUCACUGAACACAAAUUCAUCCACUCCUGUGCCAAAAGAGGCCGGGUGGAGGAGGUCGUCGUCAGCGAUGUGUGCCGAGGGAAGCAGCUGGGCAAACUAUUAGUCUCGACUCUUACUCUUCUCAGCAAAAAACUGAAUUGCUAUAAAAUCACUCUUGAAUGUGCACCCAAAAACGUGGCUUUUUACCAGAAGUUUGGCUACUCUGCGUCAGACGAGACCUACAUGCAGUGUCGAUUUUUUGACUGA
Messenger RNA from Haplochromis burtoni (Burton's mouthbrooder), 555 nucleotides. It is a transcript of the gene gnpnat1, whose product is annotated as glucosamine-phosphate N-acetyltransferase 1. Gene Ontology annotation, molecular function: monosaccharide binding; glucosamine 6-phosphate N-acetyltransferase activity. The record is from RefSeq and is a predicted model, not a curated record. Gene Ontology annotation, biological process: UDP-N-acetylglucosamine biosynthetic process. NCBI's taxonomy places the organism in Eukaryota, Metazoa, Chordata, Actinopteri, Cichliformes, Cichlidae. Bases 1 to 555 code for a protein of 184 amino acids. Gene Ontology annotation, cellular component: endoplasmic reticulum; endoplasmic reticulum-Golgi intermediate compartment; Golgi apparatus. The transcript is spliced from 5 exons.